Molecule: messenger RNA, 2130 nt
Organism: Seriola dumerili (greater amberjack)
Lineage: Eukaryota; Metazoa; Chordata; Actinopteri; Carangiformes; Carangidae
Gene: scara5
Product: scavenger receptor class A member 5
Exons: 12
Coding region: 20-1513 (497 amino acids)
Biological process (GO): iron ion transmembrane transport
Cellular component (GO): plasma membrane
Molecular function (GO): ferritin receptor activity
Source: RefSeq, a predicted model, not a curated record
GCUGACAAGUCAGGAGGAAAUGGAGAACAAGGCCAUGUAUCUGAGCACGUAUGAAGAGAGGGACAACGGCUCCAUGUAUGAAGAAGCCUACGACGGACGCAACCUGUCCAAACUCAACCUGUGCGAUGAAGGUUCUGGAAAGCGUCGCAGGAAGCAGGAUCAGUGCUGCGGUCACCUGAACUCGCUCUCAGCCAUCAAGUAUGCCAUUGUUUCCCUCUACAUCCUGGUUCUUCUCACCAUCUUUGGACUCUGCCUGGCAGUCUCUCGUUCCCAGGUUUCUUCACAGCGACAGGAGGUGCUGAUGGAGAACGUGACCCGGAUGUCGGAGCGCUCUCGGCUGCUGCAGCAGACCCUGGGCGAGGCGUCCACUCAGGCCGACCUGCUGGAGAACAUCUGGAAACUGGAGAACCUCUUCCAGAACCACAGUGACUGGCUGCAGAGGCUGGAGAUCCUCAUCAAGGGCGUGGAGGUGGAGCUGAGGAGCAUCCAGACUUACUCUCUUCAGUCAGAGGGCUACCUGGUGCAGCUGGAUGACAGGCUGUCCUCUCUGAGCAGCUCCGCCAGCCGGAACCUGACCGGCUUGAGCUCGGAGGUGGCCCGAGCCUCCACCUGGCUCCGUGACCAGGACCUCCUGCUCCAGGAAACCUCAUGGAAGGUGAGCGGGCUGAGAGAGAAACUGGACGAGGUUAAUUGGACGGUGGGAGCUGUCAAUCACACCUUCAGCAAUGACAUCACUAUUCACAAGUUGAAGAUACAGGAUUUGCAGAUCCAGAUCAGCAACAUCACCGAGGACACCAGCAGUUUAUGGGUGACCCACGUCCACACGGAGGCCCAGCUGAGGAACGAGAUGGAGAUCCUCAACAGGAUCACAGAGGACCUCCGCCUGAAGGACUGGGAGCACUCCAUUACCCUGAAGAACCUCACCAUAAUAGAAGGGCCUCCGGGACCGAAGGGAGAGAAGGGUGACACCGGACCGCUUGGGUCCCCUGGGGCUCCCGGGUUGACUGGCUUGAGAGGGUUUACAGGAGAAAAAGGAAUGCAGGGCCCUCGUGGUAUCAAAGGGUCGGUUGGUGUCGAAGGUAUUCAGGGAGAAAAAGGAGACAUUGGACCUGUCGGGCCUAAAGGUGACAGAGGAGAACGAGGGCUGAAGGGAGAGAAAGGGGAUCGAGGAGACCGAGGAGAGAAAACAGUGGAGGAGACCCUGGUGCGGUUGGUGAACGGGUCGGGUCCUCACGAAGGCCGCGUGGAGGUUUUCCACGAACGUCGCUGGGGCACGGUGUGUGACGACGUCUGGGAUAAAAAGGAUGGAGAUGUGGUGUGUAGGAUGCUGGGAUACCGAGGAGCCGCAGAGGUCCAUAAGACUGGACGCUUCGGACAGGGUACUGGUCUGAUCUGGAUGGAUGACGUCGCAUGUGCAGGGACUGAGGACACCAUCCACCAGUGUAACUUUUCUGGCUGGGGCAAAACCAACUGCGGCCACGUGGAGGACGCUGGUGUGACCUGCGCCGUCUAAGACCUUCGCGAUCCCGGUCCUGCUGCAGCGGCAGAAUAUCUCCUCAAACGGUGCCUUGAACUUUUCAGAAGCUACAAAGUGCGCAACAUCCUACCAGCUUUUUUAGAAGUUCACGUCUAAACAUGUGACUGUUUUAGCCACGAGACUGAAUCAUGGGGCUGAUGAAAGUGCACGCAUUUUUUAAGACUUUGAGUUGAUACGCAGAGGGAUGAUCGCACGACAGGACUCUUCAUCAGGACUGUAUUACAGAGCUCCCCUGUCUUCAAUGAAGGACCAGAGGUCAGCUUUUAUAGGAGUAGAGAGAAGUUGCCCUCAGAGGCUUGUCUGGGGUCAGUUUGCUGUUUUGACCUCCAGGGUGGAGUCAAACUGAUCCAACAACUCCAUCAUCCGAGAGCCUUCAAUUGUCAGCUGUUGUCUCCAAGAUGCUGCGGAGCUGAAACGGCACAUAACUAAACUGACGUGACUGUUUUAUUGAUGAACUGAUUUUUCAUUUACAGGCAGCUUUUCUUCUCAGUAUUAUGUAGGAAUGGCUUUUGCUAAGCAUACCACAGUGUUGCCUUAUCAUAUCUAUCAUAUAGCGUCAUUUGGUGAUUUGCAGCCUUGACAUCUGAGUUGAA